Messenger RNA from Colletotrichum truncatum, 2163 nucleotides. RefSeq names its product Developmental regulator flbA. Lineage: Eukaryota; Fungi; Ascomycota; Sordariomycetes; Glomerellales; Glomerellaceae. The record is from RefSeq and is a predicted model, not a curated record. Gene Ontology annotation, biological process: intracellular signal transduction.
AUGGCCGCUGUCUCCAAGACUCUCCGACCUCCGAACCACGAGCCACAGUCUAGCGAGGCCAACUCUGAACCUCGCACAUACAAUAGCACCAAUUCCAACCCUACCACCACCACAAGCAGUACCAUUCCACGGUCCACCGCUACCACCACUCUUCCUGCUGCUACUGCCACCAACACCACCACAACCUCCACUACAUCAUCAUCGACCGAUCCCUACCACGCUGCUCCCGCCCCUUCGGUGAAUCGCCCACAUUACCGUUCCCACCAACACUCGCCCUCGACGAGUUCGCUGCAAAAAUUUCAACGUUCUGGUGGUCUCUUUGGCUUCGCCGCUGCUGCCUUUGACAAGACGCAUUCCGCUCUCGCGACCUUCUCCUCAGACCAGUCCAUCCGCCAGCGCGCCUCCAGUUCCGCAUUAGGCAGGGCUUCUUUCAUUCCCGACUCGGCUUCCGACCUUGGCUCAACAGACAAAUACCCACGAUACAGGAGCCCCUCCAAUUACUCGUCGUCGUCAAGUAGCACUCUCAACCAGCUAGAGGGCAAGUAUCCAAGCCAGGUAUCGCUGGUACAGGAUCUACCCUCUCAACCCUACACCGAGACCGAUCCAAAUAGGCCUCUCCCCUACCGCCUGCCAAGCAUAGAGAGCAAGAUGCAUCAAACAUCUUCGCGGCUCCUCCGCAUGACGGAUGAUGACCGCCCGUUCACAAAGGACUUUAAGGAUCUCUUCUCAACGCUGAUCGUCAGUCUGCUGCCCUUGUCCGCACACCGAGUACGAUUAACACGAGUCGAAAACACCUUUUUGUCCGAGGAUGCAAUUAACAACCUGGGCUCCCUGAAGUUCUCUCAAUCCAACCGCAUGCCAGACCCCAAGGACCCCUCCAGGAUAGUGACAACCACAACCACGACAACUUUCUCCAUGGCUAAGGACAUGGCUCGUUCCAUCUGCCAAAAGUUCCUCGAGGCAAGAUUCAUUGAGUCGGCCGAUGGAAAGUAUCAACAGGUCUAUAACAUGAAGGGCUCCGUAUGGCAAUUGACUCCCAAGGGCGUUACCGUGCUGGACCGCUUCUGCUCCCGCAACGGUAUCCAGCAAAAGUCCAUAUCCGACUUGGUCGGUGCUACCCUGUCGCAGUUGGUCAUCCUCGAGAGGGACGGACAAACCGACAAGCUCAUCACGGACCGAGGCACCAUUGAGGUUAUCUUCAGGAGAUUUAUUGGCACACACGGCCCCAAUGUCAAGUCUAGCGUCAGCUCAGCUGAUUCCGACUCCUUGAGCGAUUACAAGGACGGCCUCACCGGUGUCAAGAUGGCCAGCGAGCGCAAGGUCAACGGCAAGACAUACAAGGAUUCUUUUACCGGCAAAGCUGCCACCGAUUGGCUGAUGGACUGCUGCACGACUGUGGAUCGCCGGGAGACUUACGACAUUGCGUCCCUAUUUGUUGAAUACGACCUGAUGGAGCCUAUUGUACAAGACCGCGCCCACAUGGCACAGUUCCCUAGCAACAACUUGUUCCAGCCCACCAAGCAUGCCAUUUACCAAAUGACAGCUAAGGGCAAGGAUUUACUUAAUGGAUUGUCCGCAAGAGGAAGGACGUCAGAGAGCGAAGCUGUUGUGCCUUCUCGCAAUGCUAUUGCGCGUGACUCCAACACUCAACGGCUGGACAAGAUUCUCAAUGAUGCUGCCCUGCGGUUGCUCUUCAGGGAGAACCUUAGGGAGACACAUUGCGAAGAGAACCUGUCCUUCUACCUGGACGUCGACGAUUUUGUUCGGAGCUGCCGACAAGCCAUCCGGGUUGCCCAGAAGAACCCCAACGCUAACUCGAUGGAUGGCAUCAAGGAGAUUAUGGCACAGGCCUACGGGAUUUAUAACGCAUUCCUUGCCCCUGGAUCUCCUUGCGAAUUGAACAUUGACCAUCAACUCCGUAAUAAUCUCGCCACCCGGAUGACCAAGGCAGUCGGCCAGGAUGUCGCCAUGAUUGACACCUUGCAAGAGGUCAUGUCCUUAUUUGAGGAUGCACAAAACGCUGUUUUCAAGUUGAUGGCAAGCGACUCGGUGCCCAAAUUCCUGAGAAGCCCCAAAUACGAACACACUCUAAAGAACUACGACUUUGAUUCGGUUACAGGCGGCCGUGUCGAGCGCAGCACAAGCCGAUCGAACCGCAAAUGA